Molecule: messenger RNA, 8340 nt
Organism: Lachancea nothofagi CBS 11611
Lineage: Eukaryota; Fungi; Ascomycota; Saccharomycetes; Saccharomycetales; Saccharomycetaceae
Source: the annotation of a GenBank genome assembly
AUGGAAUCGUCGCAUGUUUCCACCAUCAUAGACCUCUUAUCUUCGGGAAAGCUUAAAGAACGGAGCCAGGGCCUAGAUGAACUUACAACUCUUCUCAAACAAGAUCCGGAAAAGCUACCAGUCAAAUAUCUGUACACGAUACUGCAGAUUCUAGUAGAUAUCAUUGAGAUUGAACGUUCCAAGCAUGAGAGACUGACCUCUGGUGGUGCUCCAGCACUCUCGGAGAGCAAACUUACGGCUAUUGAGAACAGACUCUCCUCGGCAGCAUAUGUUCUAAGGGUUCUCGUUCAAGCUACCGCCUGCAAGUUCAAAUCCAAGCAUCUUAGGUUCCUGAUAACCUUGCUGCCGAGUUUGAUAGCUAAUCCAGGAACUGAAGAACUGUCGGCAAGUACUUCCGUUCAUUUAUUAUGGGCUCUGGACUCCCUUAUCAGUAGUGAGUGUUUUGAGCUUAAAUUUGAGCCCCAUCAAUGGACAACAUUGGUCCAGAAAUUAACAAGCUACCUAUCUCUGCACUUGGACCAGUCCUUGAGCAAUAAAAAUAUUUAUUUUCUGCUUCGAAUUUUGAAUUCUCUACUACUUUUAGAUUCUGCCAGUCUACCGGAGGUUGAGUCAAGCUUUGUGGAACCAUUGGCGAAGUUUCUACAUAAGUCGCAAAAUGAGAACUCCAAUACAAAGAUAUUGCUGCAAUUGAUAAAUGUUUACAUUUUAAAAACCCAUUUGAUCAACUACUUCAACUGCCUCGAAAUACUUGAGCUAACUAUGCGGUUCUCGCUUCGCAUUCGGAUUUUCAACACAAGUGGGGUGGAACGAGAGUUUGCCAUUUUCAACCUUUUUUUAUGCUCUCUGAUCAACUCAGACGUUCUCAAAGUUAUGCAAACGGGUCAGCAGGGCACGGGUUUCGACCAACAGCGGCUAUUUCGCGUUUUCGAGGAUUACGUUAUAGCUAUUUUGACUGAUUACGAUCCUGCGAAUUUGAAUCAAGCAGAAUUUCAAUUCAAACAGGUCUCAAAUAAAAUGGAGUGGCUUGAAUACAAGGACUUUCAAUUACAUUGCGAUUUUGAGACAACUCCAUGUUUAAAGAUGUUUGGCAUAGCACAAAUGAUCCGAGCAUAUUUUUGUAUUAACGGCUCCAGAAAUACUGACGAAGGGCUUCUCUUCAAAAAAACAAAGAAAAACGAAUCUCUUGACUCAUUCCUCAAAGACGCAAUGGACCCAGUAGUUUUCAUUACUCGGUGCAUCGAGAGUUCGAUUAAAAAAUUCCAAUUAUUUGGCCUGCAAGCUUGUGGGUUUUUUGCUUCCAAUUUUAACAUGGAGCAGUCUCAACUUGAUCAACUUGGUGCUUUGAGUUUCCAAAAAUUUGAAGAUACACAAUUGCAAGGAUGGGCUUGCUUUGCUUUGGUGCCGUUGGUAUCGGAUGUAAAUUCGCAGUUGCCGGCGAAUCUAGUUCAAAAAAUAUUUCAUCUUUGUCUUCCCCUUAUCAAAUUUCCAGAUUUAUGCCGAAGCGCAUGUGCGCUCGCAAGAAGUCUUAUUAAAUUUUACAGUCGCAACCUACUCGCAGAUUUUUCCAUUGCUCAACAAGUCAAUUACCUAUACCAGCUAUCCGAUGUUAAUGGUCCUGCUUUACUGAAUGACGAGACAUUCGAGUUUUGGAUGUAUUUGUAUACUUUCGAAUGCUCCCGCAAGUCCCGAGUUCAAGAUUCUGCCUGUACGAGAACAAUUUCUUGGUUGCUUUCAAAAUGGAAUCAACUUGACUUGAAACGGCCUGACCAAACGCAUUUCCACACAUUUGUAGCAUGGCUGGCCGGAAAGAAUGAUUUACACACAGAAGAAAGCGAGCGUGUAAACUUCUUGCCACAGUGCGAUACCUAUUAUACAUAUUGGCAACAGUUUUCAGUGGAACGAUGCUUUCUUCUUGGAAAUUCAAAUAGCAACGGUAAAGAUAUCAAAAAAGCUAUGGACGUACCACAGGUUUUAGUAGAAUCAAUGGAGCUAUCUCAGGUGUUGACAAAAUUUAGCACGCUUGCUAGCAAUCCGGAUAGCGAUGAAAUCUGGAGCAUACGGUGGUGCUGCGAAGGCGUCAAACUAAAUUUUGAUCUGAUAGGUGAUCAGCAAUUCGCUGAUCAUAUCAAAAUCUUAGACUACGAAAUACAACUUGUGGCGAGCAACCUUUGCGACCCCCAAUUGUUUUUAUCAGCUGAGCCCUUAAAUGAGGUCUUGCAUCUGAAAUCAGUUAGCACCCGCUCACACGUCUUUCUGUCUAAUCUCAAUGUUUCAAACAUACUUAGAGAGCUGAAGUCUUUGAUUCUUGCAGAAGAAUUGCCAAGCUCAUCAACAGAUCAGUUGGAUGGCUUUGAAAAUUCACGGGAAUUCAGAUCUCAAAGCACGACUCCGACACCGCAUCCGAAAGGCUUUCAGGCUUUCGGAAAGUAUGUGAUCGAACAUGUUCUGAGGCUGCUUAGCCUCACAGGCUCUUCGCUUUUGGGGAAUGAUGACAAUGAGAAACUACUAAACAUUGUGGAGUUCUUGGAUGGACUUCCGGAUAGAUAUGUUGUUCAAUCUGUACCAUACAUCACAACAUUCUUGAAUAGCGUGAGUCGGUCGGAUAAAAGUUUGGAACAGUUAGAACGAUUGACGCAAAUUUUGGGAGCGGCGCUUUUGAGUACUAAGUAUAACACAUCUAAUGUAUCAAUGUCUCUUCUGGCAAUGUACUUGGACUCUACUCGUUGGGCGUGGCUCUCAGGUGCGAGUCAAAGAUUGCAAGCUGAUUCUGGAGAUAUACUGGACUGGCUUCUGGCGAAGCUCAAUGAAAAUUCAUUCUGCGCCGCAUGGGCCGUCCUCAGUCUAUCCAAGCUCUUGCUUAACUUGCUUCGAUUUCAAGACUUUUCAACGGGGAAAAUUGUGGGAGGGAAGCAGAAAGUAUUUGGAGCUUUCAUAAAUUGCAUUCGGAGGCUACCAUUUUUCAUGAUCAAUGGCGCUGUGGAAGGUUUUCAACACUACGUCUCGAGAAUAAGCACAAAAAAUCAAAUGAUCGCCUAUGCCGAGAUUUCAGAUAUUUUCGCAUCCCGAGCAGAUACUUUGGAAAUUCCAGCGUUCCAUGCUAUGAUAUUAGCAAACAUGGGAGCAGUUUCGAGUUACCAAGCCAUUCGCUCUACCCUUGAUAUGUUAAAUCAGCACAAAGAUCAGUUCGCUCUACAUUACGCGAAGCGCUGUUUUGACGACGUUGCGCAUUCAAGUGGUAUGGAAGGUCGGCAAGAGCUUUUCCAUUUAUAUCGCUUUGAAGUGAUUGAAUAUUGGUACGAAAGAAGCUUAAGCACUUCGUCAGCAGACUUUGAUUCUUGGCAAAUUUGUGUCUUCGGGUUUACAUCUUUACAAGAAUUCCUCAAAUGUUAUUGUAUUGAGUUAUCAGCCUUCUACUUCUCGAAGAAAAUCAAACUGCAUUUUGUGAUCAAAGGAUUGUGCGAGCAAAGCGGGGAAGUGGAAAAGCAUUUGCUCGAGAAUUGUUUGCAUCUAUCCAUCCCCCUAUGUCACAUUUCAACAAAAUUUUCCGAUAACCUCAUUAAGCAGCACCGAGAUACGCUCGGUAGGCGCUAUAAUCAAAUAGUAGGAGAGCUUGCGCGUGAGAUAUGUUAUUGGUUUUUAUAUUUCACUAAAUGGGAAUUGUCCGAUGAACUACAAAAAACUCUUAAAUCUCUUUUUCCCAAGUCUGGGUUACCGCAGCGUUUGCUUGCUCACCUGCCAUCGUUUUCAAGGAGUCAAACAAACCUGCAAAUACCUGCUUCAACUUCUCUUAAUCUACUCAAAGCCCACAUCGAUGCUCAUAGCAUGGAUGAACGUGAUGUAAGCUAUUUGCUUGCGAGGCUAUCCGCGGACCUUAGCGAAACCAUUUCGCCAGGUAUGAAGAUUAGCAUACUUAGAGAAAUGAAAUGCUUACUGAUAUUGUUCGAAUCUUCAUUAAGGGCAUGUAGUUAUUUGCCGAGACUGGUAGGCGUUCUGGCUGCUAAUUUUAAAUUCAGAGAGUUGCAAACCGAAGCUUUAGAUUUAGUUAGUUGCAUCAUUGGCCUCGGGUUGGAGCAGGUCGCUGAGGUUGCUGAAAUGUAUUCCGCGACUUUUGCGUGUUUACUUGCAGAACAUACUAAAUUUGCUACGCCCCUGAUAGAAUCUUUGGAGCAGUCCUUAUCUCAUGUUUGUUCGACAAACAUUCCGGAUUAUUCUGAAACGUGGAAGUCUUGUUUAAGAGUUUUAAAAGGGGAGGUGCUGGGUAAUAGCGUUUAUUUGAAUGAUGAAUUGUUGAAGAUCGUUGAAGCUUCCGAGAUCAGGUUUUUACUUCUCUCCCAACUUUUCGAAUACCACCCCGAGCCGACUCCUUUUGAUCUCCAGUUUCAUUAUUCUCAUCAAGUCGCAAACAAUCUGUUUGAUUUAUCGAGGCUAAAUUACAAGACUUCUCCUCAUUUUGAUCUCUGGAGAGGCUACUAUAUUGGAGGAUAUUAUCUUAAGUACGCUCGUAUCCCUGGCGCACUCAAGCGAGAUAACAACGUUGGGCAACUCUACGAUAACUCCUAUACUCCGCUACGAACAUUGAUGGAAAAUCUAAAGCUGUACCGUGACAAGACCCUUGACGCCCGGCCCUAUUUCGCGAUAAACUCUGUCUUUUCCUUUGCCUCGACCGUGCUUGCAAAAGAGAAAGUCGAUCCUCGAUGGAACACGGAUAUGAAUUGGGUAGGAGAUGCAAAGGCUACCCAGAUAAGUAGCCGAGAGUUUCAUCUGCUACCAACCGUCCAGCUGGGCGCCUCAGACGAUAGGGGAUUGCGAAGUUACAUGACUUGCUUGCACGAUAUUCCGUACAAUCAGUGGAUUUCAUGCAUAAUGAUUAAAUUGAGUUGCAAGCUGGAUAGCUAUUUGCCUUGCUUCUCCGCAUUCAAAAUGUUAAAAGAACAAAGGCCUCAACUCAUUGAGUCUAUGUUGUUUGACAUGUUUUUCAUCUUAGAGGAUCUCGAUCAUAAGACAGGCGUAACCCAACUACUUCAGUUUUUGAUGUCUUUUAAAGACCUUUCUGGCGAUCACAAUAUCAAAGAUUUUAAUUCCAAAGCUACGCUGCUUUUACGCUUGUUUUCUGUGGUAAGGUCGGCCUCUAAAAAUUGCAAGGGGAGUCUAGCAAAAGUUUAUGAAGCGCUUGAUCUUGAACACUAUUAUAGGUUAGCCUCUAAAGUAGGUAUGGCAACUUUGGCUUACAUGCUUUUCGAGGAAUAUUCUUCUAAUGAUAAUUGUCCUAGCCUGCAACCGCUGCAAUCAGUUUUUGAAGCUAUUGGGGAUGCUGAUUUGAUGCAAGCACUCCCCAUUGAACCCUCGCUUGACUACGCCUUCUCAUCGGUCGGGAAAUAUAAUGCGCGCAGCUUCAAAAACUUUAUGUUCAAUAAUUGCAAGUUCGACGUAAACAGCAUACUUCGAAAAGGCCCGAAUAUGGAUGAGCUUGUUGAAACCAGUAAUAUUAAUGGUUUUAGUGGAUUAGCGGAGAUAGUCAGCAAUGUGAACUCAAAGCUUUCAAGUCGGGGGCACCAGGAGGCUUAUCAGUGGAGCCUGCGGUUGAGUAAGUGGGAUCUCCCCCUACCAGAUCGUUGUAGCUCAGCAUCAGAUGCCCUUUAUUCCCUAUCAAAAAAGAUUUACGCCAACCCUUCCGAUGCACUUAAGAUAUCAAAAUCCCAUCUAAAAAAAGUUGUCGCAGACGCUGUUUGGUUCAAUAAAAAAAAUGAAUGGGCUGGUACUCUGAGCACUGUCUUAUGCUCAGAAUUGUUCAAUCUGCAUCAUAACGAUCCUGUUUACCUCAAGUCGCUCUUGGAUCAGAUCGCCACUUAUGAUGCAAUAAGUAUGGAAAGAAGAUCUUUCUUUGAUCACGAAUUAGAGAUGAAAGCCCGCCACUCGCUUCUUAGUCUAUCAAAUAAUGACCUGACAAUUCUUGGCUCUAGGGUUGAAUUGAAAUGCUGCGAGUUUCUUGAGCUGGUCAACUAUGCGAAUGCCUCAAGAGAAAAUAAAGCUUUACAAGAAUUUCUAACAGCUGCGGUGCUCCUCGAGAACAAAGCAAGAGAUCUCGACAUUACUACAAAGAAUGGAAGCUGGAAACGUUUGGCCCUUUUCCAAGGAGCGCAAGCACUUUGGUUACAGAAAGAGCAUCAGAUUUCAAUAUCAAUACUUGAAAAUUUAGUACAGAAUAACGAUGCAAACCAUUCUGGGACACUGAAUUUGCUAGAAGAGUCUUCGCAUGUUUCUCAAGUUCGUUUGAAAGCACUGUUAGUCGAGUGGACGUCACUUCAGCGAAAGCACUCUGCUCAUUCUAUAUAUACUCGUUACAUUGCGGACACGACUAGCGAAAUUUCUGAGGUCGGAGACUACAGUGACAGAGCUGAGAUCUAUCUCAAAUUUGGCGAGUUUUGCUUUCAACAAGUGAGACGUCUCGAAGGUGACGAGACCGUUAACGAAAGACGCAAAAGGUCAGAACAAGGAAACGCCGAGCUAUUGAGCGUAUUGGAGAUUGUUAAGGAUUCGGGAGCGCCCGAUCAAGACAGAAAAGAUGCCAAGAAACACUACAAUAGGCUGAGGCUACAGGUUGAACAAGAUCAAAAUAUGCUGGUAAAUCUUGCGAAGCAGCAACAACUGUUCACUUGGAAGUCUGUUCAUUUUUACCUAAGUGCUUUGGUAUAUGGCAGUCAAUUGGAUGAGGACGUCCUCGACAAAUUCUGUGGCUUGUGGUUUCAAUAUGCUGAGGAUGGUGAGCUCAAUUCAAAGCUGUAUCAUGAAAUUAGUUCCAUACCAAGUUUCAAGUUUCUUCCUUGGAUUUAUCAAUUGACUUCUCGCUUGAGCAUCGAUACUUCACCGUUUCAACGGAAUUUGCAGUUGACUUUAAAGAGGGUGAUGUUCAAGCUUCCCAAUGAAACCUUAUACCCUCUCGUGAGUUUGAGAUUGUACAAACGAUAUCAAUCAGCGCACGACCCUUCCAUUGCAAUGCGAGUUAAGGCUGUUGAAAAGCUUUUCAAUGAGCUAGGAAAGUAUGAUAAUGGUCAGUUCUUUACAUCUUACUUGGAACCCAUUCAGGAAUUUUGUGAGAUGUCGGUUGAACUUUCGAGCAUGAAGCUCCCUAAGAGCUGCCGAAGUAUAAACCUUGCGAACCUAAAAUCCGGAAGCUAUUGGUUAGAUUUGAUAAAACGGAAAGGUUUAUCUUUACCAACCAGCCCUGUUCCCAUAGCCUGCUCAGCAGAUGGACGCAAGCCACGAGCGACUAUAACUCAUUUAGACCCAACGGUUGACAUAUCCUCAUCGGGGCUUUCGUUACCCAAAAUUGCAUCUUUCUGUCUCUCGGACGGAUCGAAACAUAAAGUUCUUAUGAAGGGAAGUAAUGACGAUUUGCGGCAAGAUUCGAUAAUGGAACAGGUAUUCAAACAGGUCAACCAGAUCUUGCUAAAAGAUAAGCAAACAAGAAAAAAGAGCCUACGAAUCAGAACGUAUGAAGUUGUGCCUCUUGGGCCUCAAGCUGGACUUAUCGAAUUUGUGCCAAACUCAAUAUCUCUUCAUGAAGUCCUCAACAAGCUGCAUAAAAAGGACGACUUGACGUUCGACAGAGCAAGGAAGAUGAUGAAGCAAGCUCAAAGUAAAUCAUUCGACGAGAGAGUUGAUGUGUUCAUAAAGAUCUGCAAUUCAGUGAAACCUCGAUUGCGAGGAUUCUUCUUUGAUUCGUUCCACGAUCCACAAGGAUGGCUUGAUGCUAAAUACGCAUUUACCAAGGGUGUUGUCACCAAUUCCAUUGUUGGAUAUAUCCUAGGACUUGGUGAUCGGCACCUAAAUAAUAUUCUGAUUGAUAAGUCAAACGGAGAGCCAGUUCACAUCGACCUAGGGGUAGCUUUUGAUCAAGGUCGACUUUUACCUAUUCCAGAACUUGUUCCAUUCCGACUGACGCGAGAUAUUGUGGACGGUUUCGGUGUAACAGGAGUAGAAGGCGUGUUCCGUAGCAACUGUGAGCGUGUCUACUCAGUGUUGCAUAGCGAACGGGAGAGAGUAAUGAAUGUACUCAACGUGUUGAAAUGGGAUCCAUUGUAUUCAUGGGUCGUUUCGCCCUUGAGGAAACGGAAGUUACAAGCCAACAUCUCAGACGAUAGCGAAGAAUUUGAGCUUGGUGCUGGCAAAGCUACCGCUUUGGAGGAUAACAAUGAAUCGAUGAGAGCACUCAAGGAUGUCCAAAACAAGCUUGAAGGAAGUGGUCUGAGCGUGGAGGCCACGAUACAGGAGCUGAUCCAUCAGGCGACAGACGUGGGCAAUUUAGCUACCAUUUACAUGGGAUGGUCGCCAUUCUACUAG